Trichoderma reesei QM6a is the source of this 1116-nucleotide messenger RNA. RefSeq lists its product as uncharacterized. The record is from RefSeq and is a predicted model, not a curated record. Bases 1 to 1116 code for a protein of 371 amino acids. The transcript has 4 exons. NCBI's taxonomy places the organism in Eukaryota, Fungi, Ascomycota, Sordariomycetes, Hypocreales, Hypocreaceae.
AUGGCCACAAGUCGCCUCGUCCUUGCUGCCUCCUCUAACUGUGUAGAGCUUAACAUCCCUGUUGCCGCGCAUGCCAAUAACACCAAGUUUAACACUGUCAGAGUCGAUAGCAACGUUGAUGCAGUCGAGUUCACUUUGAGUCGAGAGUAUAUUUCCGUUGGGAGUAUUGAAGUCGGCGGGGACUACCAGAUAAGCGGUCACCUUUGCAUUCCAACAAAUCCUCGGAACGGCGAGAGUAUUCUCAUUAUUGCAUCUCAUGGCGUUGGCUUCUCGAAAGAGGUUUGGGAUCCUACUUAUCGUCCGGACGAGUUUUCGUUCGUUGAUGCUGCAUUGGCCCAGGGUUACGCUGUCCUGGCUUACGAUCGCCUCGGUGCUGGCCGAUCGUCUCUUCCCGACGCAUACGAUGAGCUUCAAGUCCCUCUACAAGGCGAAGUCCUUCGUGCUUUGACCGAACUAGCUCUUGAUGGGAAAAUCAUCACAGCCUCAGAAAAGACUGGAGCAAGCAGCGGCAUAACAGAGUAUACAGCCGACAAGGUCGUUCACGUGGGCCAUUCUUAUGGAUCAAUCAUUACCAACUGGUUCCUCGCUCGAUAUGGCUCCCUUAGCGCGGGCGCAAUACUCACUGGGUUCCUGAAUGACAACCAAUUUGCCAACCUCAAGGUCGAAAUUGCUGACUUGUCGUAUGCUCCCGAGCAUAACCCUGCACUGUUUGCAAACCGGACGAGCGGCUAUCUGGCAUUUGGCAGUGUCACCGCUCUGCAGGCCGACAGCUUCAAGAAAGAGACACUGGAUCCCAAUGUGCUUAGCCUAUGGAAUGAUAGGAUUCAGUCGAGCCUUGGAGUGGGUGAAGUUUUGACGCUUGGAACUGGAGUCGGGGAUCUUGUUGAAGCCUUUACCGGGCCUCUACAGAUCUUCGUUGGUGAGAAUGAUUUUGCCUUUUGCGCCGGUCAAUGUGCCGGGACGUUCAACAUGACGCAGCUUCACGGGAUAUACCCCAACGUGAAGGAUCUGGACGUCUACCUCCAGCCCAACACUGGACAUGUCGUUCAAUUGUCUCUGAACGCCACGGCAGGAUAUAAAGUCAUCUUUGACUUCUUGAAGAAGAACGGACUAUGA